GGUGGCCGCUGCACCGCAGUUCCGAUACAGAAGAAGAAGAGACCUCUCCUGUCAUGUAACGUGACCAAGGUUGUCACCGAGAUUCCGCAGUCAAACAUGAACGUUUUUUGAUAGAAUACGGACGCACUGUUUGAGGUCACCAUGCGCGCCCCCUGCUUCCUGACCUCCGCCGGCAGAAGCUUCUGUCUGUCGCUCUCUGCUGCUGCUCAGCUCAGCUCCCGCCCGCUGGGAAUCAGCUGCUCCAUCACACGAAGAAGUAUGACUUCCAAAAGGCAGAUGGAUCAUCUGGAGAGGACGGCGAGUAAUUACAGACAAAAUGCUCUGUAUCCAGCUCAAGUGUGCGGGAUAGUGGACGAGUCGGAGACCGUCAAACGCUUGAGGAUAGCAGUGCAUCCUGACUUCAACUUCAAAGCAGGACAGUGGGUGGAUUUCUUUAUCCCCGGUGUGGAGAAGGUGGGGGGCUUCUCCAUGUGCUCCAGUCCCGGGCUGCUGCAGAGGGAAGGCGUCAUUGAACUGGCAGUUAAAUACGCCAAACACCCGCCGGCUCACUGGGUUCACACCAGGUGCGCCGUGGGCUCCGAUGUGGCCAUGCGUGUCGGGGGGGAGUUCUUCUUCGACCCGGCCCCCUCGGAGCCGCGUGUGGACCUGCUGCUGGUGGCCGGCGGGGUGGGCAUCAACCCUCUCUACUCCAUCUACCUGCACACGGCGGAUCUGCUGCGCUCCAACCUCAGUGCUGCCGGGGGUCCCAACUACAACAUCGGGUCUGCUCACCUGUGCUACAGCGCCAAGAGCUGCGAGGAGCUGCUCUUUAAGGCUUCCAUCACACAGGUGUGUGAGAAGUUCCCGGACCAGUUCUCCUGCAGCUUCCACGUCACUCAGCAGAGCACGGACAUCGACCCAAACCUGCAGCCUUUUGUCAACCACAAUCGAAUCACACAGGAGGAUCUGCGGACUCACGUGGACCCACAUAAGACUCUGUGCUACCUCUGUGGACCCCCUCCUAUGAUCGAAGCCGUUUCACAAACCCUCCAGGACUUGGGACUUUCUCAGGACAGAAUCCUCUUUGAGAAAUGGUGGUAGAAACAUGGGGGGGUUGUCUCCUCCUGGACCUACUCUCAGGUUAAUAGGAAGUCGAGCAGUGGCUGCUAGCUGCUACAGAAAAUUUGGAAAUGGGCUAGUGAACCCAUAUUCCUUCAUUUUUCUGUCUGCUUCCCCCCCUCCAGGAAUCUUCACACCUCAGACUCUAUUUAUGACUUCAUGUUACACUCGCGUUGUGCUGCCUGCACAAGCCCAAAUCACACAUUCCCAUGCAGUUCCUGCUCUCCCAGAGUGGGACGCCGUGGUGGUAAUGGAACCUCCGGGUGGGCUGAGGGUGACUCGCUCUUCAGAUGCUCCCGCGCACGAUGAUGUGAUUUUUUUAAUGGAAAUAAAACAACAGGCAGA
Synchiropus splendidus (mandarinfish) is the source of this 1443-nucleotide messenger RNA. It is a transcript of the gene oxnad1, whose product is annotated as oxidoreductase NAD-binding domain containing 1. The record is from RefSeq and is a predicted model, not a curated record. Bases 142 to 1080 code for a protein of 312 amino acids. Gene Ontology annotation, molecular function: oxidoreductase activity. Gene Ontology annotation, cellular component: mitochondrion. The transcript has 8 exons. NCBI's taxonomy places the organism in Eukaryota, Metazoa, Chordata, Actinopteri, Syngnathiformes, Callionymidae.